AUGGAAUUAUUAUUUUAUCUAACAUUUCUUUAUUUAAUUAUUUUAAGUAUGACAAUGUUAUUUGCAUAUACAAAAUCAGCUGCAAAAUUUAAUUUACAAUCAUAUCGUAUUAGUAUACAUGAUUUACAAACAAUUUUACCUAAAUAUCGUAUUACAUUUAGAAAUCAUAUUAAAAUUAUAAAUCAUAUUACAUUGAUUGAAACAAACGCAUUAAUAUUUCAUCAAAUUGAUGGUAUAAAAUUUGGACCAAUCACACAAGUAACGAUUAUCUCUCAAAUUAUGGCCAUGUCAAAAAAAAAAAUGAGUGUCAAGGUUACUGGUAUUUGGAUGGAGCCAUAA
Messenger RNA from Dermatophagoides pteronyssinus (European house dust mite), 339 nucleotides. RefSeq lists its product as uncharacterized. Lineage: Eukaryota; Metazoa; Arthropoda; Arachnida; Sarcoptiformes; Pyroglyphidae. The record is from RefSeq and is a predicted model, not a curated record.